AUGGGCAAAGACCCCGCCACCACAGGGGAGGAAAUCGCCGCCCCAACCGUCACGCACGAUGAACGACCCCCCGCAGAGUCGAAAUGGAAAAUGGCCGCCAAGUCGAAAGACGGCGACACGGCCAUGGCCCUCUUCAACGACGUCGAGGACCUGCGCGAGGCCAUCGAUCCGGCAGAGGAGCGCAAGCUGCUGUGGCGGAUUGAUCUGAUGAUUCUGCCGUAUUUGGCGGUUUGUUAUGCGUUUUUCUACAUUGAUAAGACAACCCUCAGUUAUGCCGCCAUCUUCGGCAUUCGGCAGGAUCUGCACCUCGAGGGCACAGAGUACAACUGGCUCAGCAGCCUGUUCUACUUUGGCUUCUUGGCCUGGGCGUUUCCGACGAAUUUUUUGCUGCAGCGGUUGCCAAUUGGGAAAUACCUCGGUUUUAAUAUCUUUAUGUGGGGCGUGUUCUUGAUGCUCCAGGCUGCCUGCAACAGUUUCGCCACGCUCGCCGUCCUUCGAGUGUUAUCAGGCGCCGCAGAGGCCUGCUCGGAUCCCGGCUUCAUGCUCAUCACCAGCAUGUGGUACACGCGCAAGGAGCAACCGGUGAGGAUUGGCCUGUGGUACACGGCCAACGGGUUCGGCAUCGCCAUGGGCGGGUUGUUUGGCUAUGCCAUCGGGCAUAUCCGGGGGGCACUGCCGUCGUGGAAAUAUGAAUUCCUGGUCAUCGGCGCACUCUGCUCGGCUUGGGGCAUCGUCAUGUUCCUCUUCCUCCCCGACUCGCCCGUCACUGCACCCGGCCUCAGCCUGAAGCAUCGCCGCAUGGCCGUCGAGCGGCUGCGCGAGAACCAGACCGGGGUCGAGAACAAGCAUCUCAAGCCGUACCAGAUCUGGGAGGCGUUUACAGACUAUAAGCUGUACUUCUUCUUCAUCCUUGGUGUUGUUUGUAACAUCCCCAACGGAGGCAUUUCGAACUUUGGCACGAUUAUCAUCCAGGGGUUUGGGUUUUCGACCCUCGUGACGACUCUGAUGCAGAUCCCCUACGGCGUCCUCAUCGCCCUCUCCAUCCUCACCUGCGUGUUUCUCAACGACCGCUUCAAGAACCGCCGCUGCGUCUUCAUCCUCAUCUUCCUGAUCCCCAACCUGGUGGGAGCCUUUGGGCUGCGGUUUGUGCCUCUUGACCGCAAGGUUGGCCGCUUGCUGUGCUACUACCUGACGGGGCCGUACAAUGCGGCGUUUGUGUUGGUGCUCAGCAUGCAGAUUGCGAAUACGGCGGGCCACACGAAAAAAGUCGUCACCAACGCGGUCCUCUUCCUCGGGUACUGCACGGGGAACAUUGCAGGGCCGUUCUUCUACAAGACUGAUCAAUCCCCUACCUACCGCCUCGGCAUCUGGUCCAUGAUCGUCUCGCACCUCGUCGAGGCCGUCCUCAUUUCGAUUCUUGGCCUGCUCCUGCGGUGGGAGAACCAGAAGCGCGACCGCAUCCAGUCGCAGCAGGAGGGCGGUCUGGAGGGCAGAGAUCUUGAUGCGACGGCGUUUUUGGACCUGACGGAUCGGGAGAAUAUGAAGUGA
Messenger RNA from Rasamsonia emersonii CBS 393.64, 1548 nucleotides. Its product is annotated as MFS allantoate transporter. Gene Ontology annotation, cellular component: membrane. NCBI's taxonomy places the organism in Eukaryota, Fungi, Ascomycota, Eurotiomycetes, Eurotiales, Trichocomaceae. The transcript has 9 exons. Gene Ontology annotation, molecular function: transmembrane transporter activity. The record is from RefSeq and is a predicted model, not a curated record. Bases 1 to 1548 code for a protein of 515 amino acids. Gene Ontology annotation, biological process: transmembrane transport.